Molecule: messenger RNA, 1850 nt
Organism: Tauraco erythrolophus (red-crested turaco)
Lineage: Eukaryota; Metazoa; Chordata; Aves; Musophagiformes; Musophagidae
Source: RefSeq, a predicted model, not a curated record
GAAAACAUCACCUGGAGAACGGGCAUCCAGAGCUCUUUCAGCAGCUCAUGGUGUGGAAAGGAGAUCUGAAGGGUGUCCUCCAGGCAGCUGCUGAGAGGGGAGAGCUGACAGACCAGCUGGUAGCAAUCUCGCCCAUGGUUGGAUAUCAGGCCUGGGUUUGGACAGUGGAAGCCUUUGCGAAGCAACUGUGUUUUCAGGAGCAAUAUGUGAAGGCUGCCUCCCAUCUCCUCUCCAUCCAUAAAGUGUAUGAGGCUGUUGAGCUCCUGAAAGUGAACCAUUUUUACAGGGAAGCAAUUGUAAUUGCUAAGGCCAGGUUGCGUCCAGAAGAUCCAAUUCUGAGAGAUCUUUACACCAGUUGGGCAGCUCUGUUAGAGAAAGAUGGUCAUUAUUCCAUGGCCGCCAAAUGUUAUUUGGGGGCUUCCUCACCCUAUGAUGCAGUUAAGGUGUUGGCAAAAAAGGGGGAUGUGACGUCCCUGAAAACUGCUGCUGAACUUGCGCUGAUAUCUGGAGAAGAGGAGUUAUCAGCAACUUUGUCUUUCAGAUGCGCCCAAGACCUGCUGUUAUCCAGGAACUGGGUGGGAGCUCAGGAAGUCCUUCAGCAACACAAAACUUUAUUUGGACAAAGACUUGUUUUCUGCCUUAACGAACUGCUUUGCAAGUGCCUUAGCGAAAGAAAUCCCUAUGACCGAAAGAGCUCCGUGCCUCCCUGUUACCACAGCUGGGAGCUGAACAGAGAGGCCUCAUUUUUUGACAUGGUGAUAGAAGUGUGGCAGAAUGUUCUGGGCAUGGACACCACUGAACGAGCCACACAUGCACAGGAGCAGCUGCGCAGUGUUGAGCAUCCUCCUUCUACCAGCAACACACACCCAAAGCAGGUGCUUUUCCAUAUCUCCCAUGACCUGACCCUUGCUGCUCUGAGCUAUCAGACAGCUACCUGGGAUGAGGCAGUGAAAAGCAUUCUUGGAGCUGUGACCCGCAGUUAUGAUGCUGGUAAUUUCACUCUGAUGCAGGAGAUCUGCAGUAUCAUCCUUCCUGAAGGCUGUGAUAACCUGAGACACAAGCUGGACAGCACAAGUUCUCAGAGCAUGGACCCUUGCAGAAGUUUAGAGGGCUUUGUGGCUUACGGACUGCUGUAUGACCUGUGGUGGAACUCUCUUGUCUUGCAAAAGGCUAGUUUGGAUCCUGUGCUGUGUCCCAGUGAGCAGCCAGCUCCUGAGAAGAGUUGUGUUUCAGGUCAGUCCUCCUCUGAAGAAACUCCUAAUCAAACUGCAGUUGAGACAGAUGAAAAUCUCUGCAACAUAACUGAAGUUUGUGAGACAGAAAGUGACUCAAGAGCUUGCUCAGUUGGUUUGGUAGACAGAGAGUCAAAACUGAAUGGCUGCAAAGUGCUUCUUUCGGAUGAGAUGGCUGCUUUACAGAACACCCAGAGAGAUAUAGCUGAGGUCCAGCAGAUUUUAGCAGAUAUGAUCCGCCAGCAUCAGCAGCAGAGGAACAGUCUCCAGGAAAACACAAAUGGAAGCACCCCGGAAAGCAACCUGCAGCAGAGUUCAGAGACUGAAUCAGGCAAACCAUGCUCUGACGACAACCAGAUGAAUUGUAAAGAUGAAGUAAAGGAACCAAUUACACUCCCUGAGCUAACGAAGCAGCUUCUGAAAGCAAAGCAGAAACUAGCAGAAUUUCCAGACAAUUUAAAGGUCUUCCCGUUCCCCGACGUGCUGGAGUGUUGCCUUGUACUCCUUCACACUGGAUCCCAGUGCCCUCCUGAUCUACACGAGCAGGCAUUGGAUCUCUUUAGGAAACACGGUAGCGCUGAUGUUUACAAAAAGGCUGGCAGGAGGUUCUUGACAUGA